AUGUUCGAGGUCGACGAUGAUGAAAUACGGCAGCUCGUCGGGCUCCAGCCCCACGAGGAGAUCAGCCUCGCAGCUCUCGCGGACCCUCCCAACGGCCGCCGCCCCGGGCAGUCCAUCCCCCUGCUGUCGCAGCUUGCCAUCCUCGGCAGCCCCCAGAGGCGGCUCACCUUGCAGGAGAUUUAUCGCACGCUGGAGGACAGGUUUGAGUGGUUCCGCCUCAACAAGCACGAUAAGUCGUGGCAGAACUCCAUCCGCCACAAUCUCUCGCUGUACAAGUGCUUCCGCCGCGUGAGCAAGCCCAUCACGGAGCCCGGCAAGGGCAGCUACUGGACUGUUGAC
Messenger RNA from Trametes versicolor FP-101664 SS1, 339 nucleotides. Its product is annotated as winged helix DNA-binding domain-containing protein. Gene Ontology annotation, biological process: regulation of transcription by RNA polymerase II. The transcript has 2 exons. The annotation marks the transcript as partial. Lineage: Eukaryota; Fungi; Basidiomycota; Agaricomycetes; Polyporales; Polyporaceae. Gene Ontology annotation, molecular function: DNA-binding transcription factor activity, RNA polymerase II-specific; RNA polymerase II cis-regulatory region sequence-specific DNA binding. The record is from RefSeq and is a predicted model, not a curated record.